CUACCCCUCUUCGAGCUUCACCCAUCAUGCGCUCUCUCUCUCUUCAUAAGCUUCACUACUUUGUCUUGGUCAGCAUGAAGGUAGAGCAGAAGGAGAAGAAACAGAUCGGAAGCAAGUCAAAUGGUACCUCUUCUUCCUUGAGCUGAAAGCCAAGCACACACAAACUGGACGGAACAGGGUGGAGGUAAGAAGGAGAGAGAGAGAGAGAGAGAGAGAGAAGGAUGGCCGGAGAAGGAGCGGCCGCGGGGCCAAAGCAAGAUGACACACAGCCCCACCCGGUGAAGGACCAGCUGCCCGAUAUCUCCUACUGCAUCACCAGCCCUCCUCCAUGGCCUGAGGCUGUCCUUCUCGGGUUCCAACACUACCUCGUGAUGCUGGGAACCACGGUCAUCAUCCCCACCGCUCUCGUUCCGCAGAUGGGCGGAGGAAACGACGAGAAGGCCAGAGUGAUCCAAACAUUGCUGUUCGUGGCUGGGUUGAACACUCUGCUGCAAACCACAUUUGGAACUCGGUUGCCUGCCGUGAUCGGCGGCUCAUACACCUUCGUCGUGCCCACCAUCUCCAUCAUUCUGGCUGCUCGCUACAGUACCAUUGUGGAUCCCCAUCAGAGAUUCCUGCACAUCAUGAGGGGAACGCAGGGCGCUCUCAUAGUCUCUUCCACCAUCCAGAUCAUACUAGGCUUCAGUGGCCUAUGGCGUAUAGUCGUAAGACUACUGAGUCCUCUGUCAGCUGCUCCAUUGGUAGCUUUGGCUGGCUUCGGCCUCUACGAAUUCGGCUUUCCCGGAGUUGCCAAAUGUAUCGAAAUUGGACUCCCACAGCUCAUAAUUCUAGUAAUAUUCUCACAGUACAUACCUCAUCUAUUACACUCAAAGAAGCAUGUCUUCGACCGAUAUGCCGUCUUGUUCUCCAUCGCAAUCGUAUGGCUUUAUGCUUUCAUCCUCACGGUGGGAGGUGCGUAUAAGCAUGCAGCAGCAAAGACUCAACAGCAUUGUCGAACCGACCGUUCUGGCCUCAUUGCUUCAUCUCCAUGGAUAAGAGUACCAUAUCCCUUUCAAUGGGGAGCACCAACCUUCAACGGUGGCGAAGCUUUCGCCAUGAUGGCUGCUGCAUUCGUUGCUCUCGUAGAGGUCUGCUGCGUGCGUCACUUGUCAACCUCUCUUUCGCGAAUCUGCAUUAUCCAGCUAAUGUCGGAGAGACUUGCUCCUUCACCAUGCAGUCGACUGGUGCUUUCAUUGCGGUUUCAAGGUAUUCAAGUGCCACACCAGUGCCUCCUUCAAUACUUGGCCGUGGAGUUGGAUGGCAGGGCAUCGGGAUACUGUUGGAUGGGAUUUUUGGAACAGCGAAUGGAUCCACUGUGUCUGUGUAAGGCUGCAGAGAUCAACACAUCCAUGGUAGACAUGCUUUGGCCACUACUGAUCGCUACUACUUCCCAAUGCAGCGAAAACGCUGGAUUGAUAGCUUUGACACGGGUUGGAAGCCGAAGAGUAGUUCAAAUAUCUGCAGGAUUCAUGAUCUUCUUUUCUGUACUCGGAAAGUUCGGAGCCGUGUUUGCGUCGAUUCCCGGACCGAUAAUUGCAGCUCUGUACUGCCUCUUCUUUGCAUAUGUUGGUGUUGCAGGUCUCGGUCUCCUUCAAUUCUGCAACCUCAACAGCUUCAGGACAAAGUUCAUCCUGGGGUUCUCCGUGUUUAUGGGGCUAUCGGUUCCUCAAUACUUCAACGAGUACACUUCUGUUGCGGGUUAUGGACCUGCGCACACUGGCGCAAGAUGGUUCAAUGAUAUGGUGAACGUGGCGUUCUCCUCGGAAGCACUUGUAGCGGGCUUCGUGGCGUAUUUCUUGGACAACACACUGCAUAGAAACGAUACCACUGCGAGGAAGGACAGAGGAUACCAUUUCUGGGACAAGUUCAGAUCCUACAAGACUGAUCCCAGAAGCGAGGAAUUCUACUCGUUGCCGUUUAAUCUGAACAAGUUCUUCCCGGCGGACUGAACCGCGAAGGCCACGCCCGGUGUUCUGUAAUAAUGCUCGGACAGAUACCGGUUCUUCCGCUGUCUCUGGGCCUUUUUAGGCUGCAGAUGGAAUUGGAUUGGGUGUCCUGCAAGGAGACAAACAAAGGUUUAUCACAGUUUGCGAGGUCCAAUUCCAUGACUGCAAACAAUUCCAUUUACUCAUCA
This is a messenger RNA of Musa acuminata AAA Group (dessert banana), 2173 nucleotides long. RefSeq names its product nucleobase-ascorbate transporter 6. Gene Ontology annotation, biological process: transmembrane transport. The record is from RefSeq and is a predicted model, not a curated record. Gene Ontology annotation, molecular function: transmembrane transporter activity. Gene Ontology annotation, cellular component: membrane. The transcript has 13 exons. Lineage: Eukaryota; Viridiplantae; Streptophyta; Magnoliopsida; Zingiberales; Musaceae. Bases 222 to 1988 code for a protein of 588 amino acids.